CCGCUUGCGUUUCUAACUGGGACAUUACUCCUAGUAUUCCGAUGCUAGCGCCAUCUACCGAGGCUAUAUGUUUGUUUAUGAUUGCAAGGGAGUAAACAAUGCUGUAAAGGACCGAUCUUAUUUAUGUUUGUGAAUUUAAUAUUUGUAAAUGGCCAAAUUGCUAACGUAGACUUUUACAACAUUGUCCUAGCAUGGGCCGAGGCGACAACCUGACCAUCCUCUAUCCAUCGGGAUGCCGAGAAAUCACAGAAGAUUUAUCCCCUGAUGAACUGAUCCGUCGUCUCAAAACUCUUGCCCACACACUUCAGUCCAUGGGCCAAGAUGAUGAGGCAUACAAGGAAUACAUACCACUGGCCAUGCACAUCGCAGACGAGUUCUUCCUGUCUUACUCCAGCCGGGACGUGCAGCUGCUCAUUGCUUGCUGUAUCGCUGACGUGCUGCGAGUAUAUGCACCCGAUGCCCCGUACAAAGACCCCCAGCAAGUCAAGAACUUGUUCUUGUUCCUGAUCCGACAACUUGGAGGCCUGAAGGACCCUAAAGACCCUGCAUUCAAGCGCUACUUCUACCUGCUCGAGAAUCUUGCUUACGUCAAGUCCUUCAAUAUGUGCUUUGAGCUGGAGGACUCGCAGGAGAUGUGCCGACACCCUCGAGCCUUACAUUCAGGGGGUGCGCGACACUUAUAG
Messenger RNA from Hyalella azteca, 683 nucleotides. RefSeq names its product sister chromatid cohesion protein PDS5 homolog A-A-like. The coding region runs from base 192 to 683 and encodes 163 amino acids. Gene Ontology annotation, biological process: mitotic sister chromatid cohesion; DNA repair. The transcript is spliced from 5 exons. The record is from RefSeq and is a predicted model, not a curated record. Gene Ontology annotation, cellular component: chromatin; nucleus. Lineage: Eukaryota; Metazoa; Arthropoda; Malacostraca; Amphipoda; Hyalellidae.